Penicillium roqueforti is the source of this 609-nucleotide messenger RNA. RefSeq lists its product as uncharacterized. NCBI's taxonomy places the organism in Eukaryota, Fungi, Ascomycota, Eurotiomycetes, Eurotiales, Aspergillaceae. The transcript is spliced from 4 exons. The record is from RefSeq and is a predicted model, not a curated record. Bases 1 to 609 code for a protein of 202 amino acids.
AUGGGUGACCAAAUCAAAGAUAUGCAGGAUUUUCAGUCCAACGCUCUCAUGUCUGCAGCCAAGGUCGGAGCCCUCAGCGGAACCGCUGGCCUGAUCUAUGGAGCAGCCGCUGGAGUUGUCAGAUCCCCUAAUCCCAUGAUUCAUUCAUUGUCAUGUGGCAUCCACUGGUUUGCGUGCGGCUCAGCCUUUUGGUGGCUACGGAGCAACAUCAUUAAACAUCACUACCAAGAUAAAGCGUCGCUUCAGGAGCGCACGUACACGAGUGCUUUAUGCGGUGGCAUUGCCGGCGGAAGUGUAACGAAGUUGAUGGGAGGCCGGCUGGUUCCGGGGGCUAUCAUUUUCUCAUUACUCGGGUACUGCGGCCAGAGCGUCUUCAACCGAGUAGACGCGUGGCAAAUGGAAAAUGCACACAAGACAUCGAAACCUUUGAUGCAGCGAAUGGCGGAAUCUAAAUGGAUUCCACUCCGCACACUCUCUGACCAAGAAUACAGGGGGAUGUUGAGGGAAAAGCUCCUUAGCGUCGAGGCUGAGAUUGCUCUUCUUGACGAUAAAAUCCAGGAACUGGAGCAGUCUCGACCGGUCUCUGCUCCAAGCCCCAAGCAACCCUGA